AUGUAUAUAUUGCUCACCCUUUUCGCCGUUUUGUCGCUGGCGGACGACGUCCCGACAAACCUCCGGUGUACAGAAGCAAUUUAUAUGCCCAUACCACAGUCGUAUACUUUUCACCAUGCCAUCACUGCAGACUUAGCAACGUCACAAAUCGAACUUCAAACGGAGUCUGGAGAGACUGAAACACAAACAAUGUCUGGUCUUUAUUUCAUGUAUAAAGAAGAGGAAGAUAAUCAACUUUACAUCUCCACUUGUGGAGCAAAAACAACGUUGGACACAGAGAUUUAUGUCUUCAGCACUUGCACUGGUAACGUCGCACAAGACGUGUUCAAAGUAUCCAAAAGCGACUCGACCUGCUCUUCAACAGGAAAAGCUGCUUCUUUUGUCGACAUCAAAGCAAAUGAAACAGUCUACGUGAUGGUCAGAGUCAUGGCACCCAAAGCCGGAUCAAUCACUACAAACUUCGUUAAAGUGAACGAUGUGCAAAACACUGACUGCACCACUGCGUCUAAUAUAGAGUCUGUACCUUAUUCGGAUGUGUCCAAUCGCACAUCGACGACCAAUAACGCGAAAGUUGAGUGUUAUGAAAACGCGAUGCCAGCGAGGUGGUACCGAUUUGUAGGUGAUGGGAAGAUGUAUCUUAUUGAUACAUGUAGUACAGUGAAUACAGUCGACACCAUCUUAGUCUUGGUCGAUUCUGUCACAUCAGGAAACACAUGCAACGGCGCGAAGUGUUUGAAGUAUAACGACGAAGGGUGUGGGAAGUCGUCGACAGGUGCGGCACUUGCAUUUGCAUCCACCAAAGAUAAAGAGUACUUUAUAGGUGUCUUUGCCAAGAACUCUGCGAAUGGAAGAUACCAAAUGAAUGUACAGAGACUCGACUCGACACUCCCAUUCACUUCGCAGACGAUCCCAAGCGCAUGGCCAAAGACGACCGUCAUUUCUGAAUAUAACGAACAAUACACAGUAGUGUAUCUGUCCAUUGUAGGCACUGGAAAUGAAGUGGUGUUGUCUACUUGUAUGAGUAAAAGCACCACAGGAGGGUCUGGUGUUGAAGUAGUCUCAUCAUGUUCGGCAACGACAGUAGUGUCUGCCAAGAUAAACGGCGUCUGUGGGAUGGACCAAUACAAAGUCUACAAAUUUGAGAGUGGUGUGACUUACAUUGCCAAGUUCUUCUGUAAGUCAGAGGAGUGCACCAUUAAUGUUAAUGGACAGAUGAAAUCACAGAACCAUUAUCAGUGCGAAGACUCUCUCUUAACUGAAGACACAUACACUGAGAAUGUCCCCCUUGAUCAGUUAACUGCGUCCCAACAUGGCUGCAAUGGUAUUGAAACAAGUAACAAAGGUUCUUGGUAUCUUAUUCAAAAGGGUUUGAAUACUAACGUCGAGCACUAUUCUAUUGGUGCUGUUGAUGCUACAACUGGACUAUCUACAGGAAUAGUGAUUGAAACACAUUCUUCUUGUGACGCAUAUUGUACCGCAAAGGAUACGACUGGAAAGCACGACGUGUUUUUGAACUCGGGGAGCUUAUAUGUCUUUGUUUAUAGUUCGACCGGGUCCACUUCUAUUUCAGUUGGGAUUGUCAAGUACGACGAAGUCGAGCACUCUUCAUGUAUAAGUCCUAAAAGCAUCACAAUACCUUUCACUACUAUCGGGUUCAUUGAUCCUAAUGCAAGAAACACUUUGAAGUGUUCAAUGAAGUCAUUGCCAUCAUUCUGGUAUAACAUCCAGUUGACUGAAUCCGUCGACUUGAUCGCAACUACUAACUCAAUUGACACCAAAGCGGACACACUCUUAGAAGUCGAAGUCGGCUGUUACCCGGAAGGUGAAUGCAUUACACAGAAUGACGACAUCGAGAACUCGGCGACUAAAGCUUCUAAAAUCUCAUUCACCGCUUAUUCGAGAACUUCUUAUAACCUUGCUGUGGCUCAGACCGAUUUGGUCGCCAGAGCUCAUCGAAUCUCAAUCUACCAAACAACACCACUUGAAAGUUCUAAGUGCGCUACGUCUGCUUAUUUGGACUUCAUGGUGCCACAACAGAAUUUGUACGUCUACACAACAGAGAGCCACCCAACUGCUGCCGCUGGAAUGGUUCUCAGAGGUUCAUAUUAUCGAUUUUAUUUGAACAAGCCUAUGCACAUUACCGUGAAGACAUGCACGAGUGGGACUGAAGUGAACAAUUUGAUUGGAAUCUUCAAGAAAUGUGAGACAAAAACAGUCGACGGGAAGGAGGUUUCAAUUCCAGACGUCUUGGUUGCAGGCUCCAAUUCAUCAUCUAAAGCGUGUGGUAAUUAUGGCGCUCAAUUCACUUAUAGAGCAGAGGCAGGACAAGACUACUACUUGUUUGUUGGUGCCAUGGAGACGGGAAGCGAUGGUAUGAUUGUUGCUGAAGUCAUCUUAGACGAUUCAUCCGAAGCACCACAUCCAGAGUGGUCAUCAGAUGAUUCUCACAACAAUAAUAGUGAAGAUAAAAAUGGCAUCAGUGGAUGGGGUAUUUGGGGUAUUUUAUUCUAUGGCAUUUACUUCGUUCUUAUCGUCGUUAUCGCUAUCGCACUUAUUAUCUUCUAUAAGAGGAAAAACUCAAGUUCUUCGUCGUUCAGCUCCUUCUAA
This is a messenger RNA of Entamoeba invadens IP1, 2607 nucleotides long. RefSeq lists its product as hypothetical. The record is from RefSeq and is a predicted model, not a curated record. NCBI's taxonomy places the organism in Eukaryota, Evosea, Mastigamoebida, Endamoebidae. The transcript is spliced from 2 exons. The coding region runs from base 1 to 2607 and encodes 868 amino acids.